Molecule: messenger RNA, 9250 nt
Organism: Dreissena polymorpha
Lineage: Eukaryota; Metazoa; Mollusca; Bivalvia; Myida; Dreissenidae
Exons: 49
Coding region: 1-7614 (2537 amino acids)
Biological process (GO): proteolysis; cell-cell adhesion
Molecular function (GO): protein binding; serine-type endopeptidase activity; serine-type endopeptidase inhibitor activity
Source: RefSeq, a predicted model, not a curated record
AUGGCGAAGUACAUAGUCAACAGAGCCUACAACAAGAAGACCCUGCCUGUAGUAUGGUUGGGUCCCCCGAACUUCAGCCGCUACUCACGAGGGCUACAAAUCGACAUAGACCUGCCGGCCGAGCUGCGCGACCGUCUCUUGGUUACCGGUGACCAUGGUAACGGCUACUACAACCUCCAGGUUGGCAACAUCCGUAAAGCAGACAGUGGGGACUACAUGUGUAAAAUUGGUUCCAGAGAGAUUCGAUCAGUAAACGUUCAAGUAAAAACACAAGGACUGGAUAUCAAUGAAGGAGAAACAUUAACUCUCACAUGCCCGAGACCAUCCCAGACCCUGCCUGUAGUAUGGUUGGGUCCCCCGAACUUCAGCCGCUACUCACGAGGGCUACUAAUCGACAUAGACCUGCCGGCCGAGCUGCGCGACCGUCUCUUGGUUACCGGUGACCAUGGUAACGGCUACUACAACCUCCAGGUUGGCAACAUCCGUAAAGCAGACAGUGGGGACUACAUGUGUAAAAUUGGUUCCAGAGAGAUUCGAUCAGUAAACGUUCAAGUAAAAACACAAGAUGAAUUAGUGGUAUUUCUUGCCCCUGGUUCGGCCCCCAGGAAUGUGCUAGCCCGUCCACACAGCACACAGGCCAUAGUGAUUGACUGGCAGGAGCCUGAGAUACCCAAUGGUAUCAUUCAGAUCCGUAUGGGUCUCAAUUUCCUUGGCAACACGACGGUUCAGCUGCGUACACCGCGCAACGUUGACCAAGCGGGAUCUUACAGUGAGGUGUCACUGUUCUUUAAGACUCAGAGUGAGAAUGGUCUCCUACUGUAUGUGGGCAGCGAGAUGUCAGGCAGCAACAAACCAAACCAGGACUACAUGUCAUUGGAGAUCGAGAAUGGUCAGGCAGUGUUGAAGUAUGACCUGAACUCUGGCCUGGUCAAGGUGAACCAUCAACACUAUGUGGCCGAUGGGAAGUGGUACAAGGUCAUAGCCAAACGCAUUGGCAAGGCCAGUACCCUCACCAUUUUGCAAGAUGCCCAGCUAGGGCCACUUGGCACGGUGUUCGGCAUGUCCAAGGGGACCAACACAUUGAUGGAUCUUCAUCCUCUGACCACAAAGUUCUACGCAGGUGGUCUGCCAGCAGAUGCCAACAUGAUAUCCAAUGAGGUUACACGCAACCAAUUUGUUGGUGCAAUUAAGGACAUAACGUUUGAUGACAGACCAAUGAGUCUGUGGAACUUCAAAGAGGGAGAGAACAACUACAAGGGUGCUAGAGAAAGGGACAUUUAUACACAGCUUGUUUCCAAUGGUUUCCGCUUUGAUGGAAGUGGUUACGUCGUUCUGAGUACCUCUCAGACGGGCUGGAAACCGGCUGUUAAAGUUCAGAUUACAAUGAAAUUCAAGACUUACGCACCAAACGGCUUACUGCUCUUCGCUAGCAAGAACCGAAACUUCAUAUCGGUUGAGUUACGCGAUGGGCUGGUACUAUACCAGUACGACCUUGGUGGGGGUCGUGUCCAGAUAACAUACGGCUUUAAGGAGGUCAACGACGGAAACUGGCAUUACGUGCAGGUCAACAGGGUCAACAAGACAGGAAUGCUCUUCGUUGAUUCUGAAGGGGUGGGUCCAGUGGACUCACUAGGCCGUCUGACACAGCUAGAAGUCAAUGAUGACAUCUCUAUUGGAGGUUACCCUGGAGUUAUCCUCCCAUUCAGUGAUGUGACCAAGCAAGGGUUUGACGGCUGCAUUGAAGACGUGUCCAUUCAACUCAAUACCUGGGACCUGAAUGAAAACAAGGAGGCCAAGGGUGUAAUACCUGGCUGUCCAGACCAGAUUUCAAGGAUAGCCACCUAUGAUGUCAAGAAACUCUCUUAUAUUGCCAACCCAAUAGACAGCAUUGGCAGGAAUUUUGAUAUCACCUUCAAGAUGAAGACAACACAGAACAAGGCUCUUCUGCUGUUUGUUGCCAACAAUGACCAGUCUGCUGGAUUCUCCGUGUCACUGGUGGACGGCAAGAUAUCAGUGAUCAGUGACCCUGGGGGAGAGAAACUGAGCCUGAUGAGCCGUGUGAACACUUACAAUGACGGCCGCUGGCAUUACAUAUCUGUCAUGAAGAAGGGCACACUAUUGGAAAUCAACAUAGAUGACUAUGAGAUUGUGAGAACAACGGGCCAAGGUCAGAAAGCUACCCUGGUAACCACCACCCCUCUGUACUUUGGAAAUGCAGAUGUGAACAUACCGGCCAACCUUGCUGAUGCCACAGAGCAGUUUGGAGGAUGUAUUGCAGAUGUCACAAUCAACGGAGAGUUCCUCAACUUUGCAGUGCUGCAGCCCCCAAGGAGGCGCAACAUAGCGCUGGCCGGAUGCCCUAUACCUGACCCUGAGGGGCCAUAUGACAGGGACCCCCUGCCUACCCCUCACCCCGUACUGGUUACAACUCCUACAACCCUACCCACAAUGCCUCCUGGCCGAUGUGCACUGGAUCAAGUCAAGCCCCAGGAGCUCCCAGCUGCGAACCAACGUGGAUACUACUUUGGAGCAUACGCAGUCAGCCGGCUUGAGUUUGCACAACUGCCAACAAACAUCAGAAUCAAAUCAGUUUUCAGUCUCGACUUUAGAACCACAGAAGCAGAUGGGGUUAUAUUCUACUUUGCUGACAGUAAACAUGUUGAUCACAUGUCACUGAUAAUGAUAAAUGGAACUAUCCGAUACACCUUUGACUGCGGAACAGGCAUUGGUUUAAUAAGGACAGCUAAAACUUACAAUGAUGGAAAAUGGCAUUCUGUCUCAGCGGGCAGGAACCUCAACGAAGGAGUGUUGAUUGUUGAUGAGGAGCAGGUGGGAAUCACAAAAUCGGCAGGUCGACAUCGUUCUGUCAAUGUGAGGGCGCCAUAUUACUAUGGAGGUGUCAAUGUCACUGAACUCAAUGGCAAAGGAAUUGCAAAUCUUGCGGGCAUGAGCACUAAUUUUGUUGGCUGUAUCGCGAACAUCAAGGUUGGCAAUGAAGACAUUGGGUUGCCUUCCUUCUCUCCAGGCGUGGUUCCCUGCUGUAAUGAGAUGGCCCAAGGCUACAUCACUGAGCCGGGAGCAUACUUCCAUAGCCAGGGUGGAUAUAUACAACAGGCGCCCACAGCGCCCCCGCAGUCUGUUAGCGGCCGGCCACUGAGUCAUAACUCGAUACUUGUUGAGUGGAGCCCUCCGCCAGCAAAUCAGCAGAAUGGAAACAUUGUCGGCUAUAAAGUUCUCUAUAUCAUUAAUGAGGACGGUAAAACUGAGGUGGAAGCAGACGUUAUGAGGGUGGGGGUCGUCACAAGGGCGCAGUUGGAAAACCUUGAGACGUGGGCGGACUAUAAGAUCUGGGUAGUUGCUUUCACUGCUGCCGGUGAUAGCCCCAUGUCCCCGCCUAUCAUAGUGAAAACACACAAGUCAGUGCCCUCCGAGCCGCGCAACCUUGUGGCUGAUCUAGUUCAGCAGGACCCGCUGGUUGCGCAGGUAUCCUGGCAGACACCGGAUGAACCCAACGGGAAAAUAGAGUCGUACAAGCUCUACUGGGGCCUCAAGGGGGAAAUCUACACACAGGUCAUCCUGAAGGCUCAUCAGCAGUCAUUCUUCACACCGCCCAUUGAUCAAGGGGAGACAUAUGAAUUCCGUGUACUGGCAAAGAACGAGGUUGACUUUGGGGAAAGGGCUGUAGUGGAACUUGUUACACCUGAUGGAGACACAGGACAGAGUCCUGUUGCUAGGAUAGAGCCCCGGUUCCAGUACGUGAAUGAAGGGGCCCCAGUGAAGUUUGAGUGUAUAGUGACUGGCAGCCCCACCCCACAGGUGGAGUGGUACCGAGGGGGAGGGAGGAGUCUGAACCCCAGGGCCCGGGUCAGUGCGGGGGUACUCACCAUACCCAGGGCACAGCUCUCAGAUGAAUCUGACUACUACUGUAUGGCAACCAAUGAGAAUGGACAGACAGAAAUCAGGACCAUACUUUAUGUGAAACCAGGUUCCUUGAAACAAGUGACCAUUAUCGUACGUCAGACCAAGUAUGUGGUGAUAGCUGGUGAGACAGCUCGCCUCGAAUGUUACACAGAGGAAGGGGGUGAGCGUGUGACUCUGUUCUGGUCUCGUCAGGCGGGUCUGCCCCCGGGCACCCAGCAGGCCAACGGUGUGCUAACCAUCACCAACACCCAGCCUAUCGCUGCCGGACGCUAUAUCUGCACGGGAACUGACACAGACACUGGAAAGAUCUCCACAGCAGAGGCACUGCUUGAGGUCAACGUCAAACAAACAACUGUAGCACCGACAGUGACAAUGGAGCCAGAGAAGAUCACCAUCCCCAUGGGAACCACCGGAACGCUGCGCUGUGUCACAACAGGAACACCACAGCCAACACUAACCUGGUCCAAGUCUCGAGAACAGCUCUCACCUAACCAUCAGGUAACUGGAAACAUUCUACGUAUCACUCAGGCCACAAUGGCUGACCGUGGUAUCUAUGUGUGUCGUGCGGAGAACUCCGCUGGUGUGGCUCAGGACGGGACAACUGUUGAAGUGGAAAUCCCGCUGCAACCACGCAACCUCCAGGCGAAGGCGAUCUCGCCAAAUGAGAUCGAGAUAACAUGGAGUGCACCAGAGGACGUGGCCAAGAUCAUCAGCUACACGCUGUACUACAACGAUUCCGAGAAGCACACUAUUGGCCACCACACUAUCUACCCGCCUACCACACGAUACAAGCUCUCUGAGCUCAUACCGGAUACUGUGUACAACAUUCAGCUGGCCGCACGUAGCUCCCAGGGGGAAGGGCCGCGUACAAUACUCGUCCAGGAGAAGACACCAGAGUUCAAUGUCCGAAGUGAUCUUUCCUUGCCCUUGCAAACAAACUGCGGUGGAGAGUUUUAUGCUGAUACAGGUGUUAUCCAGCUCCCUACCAUAAGUCGCAAAGGAAAAGAACUGUACGAAGAUAAUUCAGAGUGCAAGUGGAAGAUUAAUGUACCUGAUGGGCAUCACGUGGUCAUAUAUUCGGAAUACUUCGACUUGGAAGCUAGCCCUAACUGUCUGCAUGAUUAUAUUCUGGUAAUGGAUGGGUCACGGAAUAACACAUUCUGCGGCAAGGAGCACCUGGUCUACCUUUCCAUGAGCAACAACCUUACUGUUACAUUCGCAUCUGACGACAGUAUCAGUGGCAGAGGAUUCAAAUUGAAUGUGACUUCCGUUCCGAAUUCAACAGAAGGAAAAUGCAACAGUACAAUUCUGGCAAUCCAGGGUCAAGACGGCGACAUCUGGAAUUUUGACAAGACCAACAACUGCUUUUACUCUUUGGAGGCUCCCGAAGGUUUAAUGGUUCAAAUUACACUGAAAUUCAUUAAUUUUGGCUCCACUACAAGAGAUGAAAAACGUAUUGUCAUUCGGGACGGUUUAAGCACACAUGGCGAGUAUCUUUGGAAUAUCUCUAGCGGUGUUCCUUUACGGAAGAAGUCGGUAUGUGCUAAUCAACUUUUUAUUGAGUAUCAUAACGAGGGGAGCACCAAUGCCCUCCGUUUCUAUCUUACAUACUCCUUGAUCACCUGCCCGGCGGAACCGACAACACUUUCUCCGACUUCAUUAAUCGAAGGAGAUAACGGUAUUUGCUUGACUGUGUAUGCAUGCCAAAGACAAGUGAAAGAUUGUACACGCGAUAUUAGACGUAGUAAUAGUAAGUGCGGAUGCAACGAGCAGGCAGUCUGUGUUCUACAGGGCUUUGAAAAGAUGUGCAUUCCUGGGUCUCAGUGUAGUGUCGAUAUCUGUGCGAAUGGAGCCACGUGUGUGAACACCAGACGGGGUGAUCAGUGUUUCUGUUACGGUGGGUUCACUGGAAAAUUCUGUAAUGAAACGGCGGGCUCCACCUUGGGUCAGCUGAAAUUCAUAGAAGCGCCACAAAGCAGGAAAAUUAAAAGAGGCGGACAGUCGGUAAGCUUGUGCAGAGUGGAGAACCUGGCUUCAGGAGAGCGAGUUGUCUACGCUUGGUAUUUUAAAAGCGAGGCUAUUGGAAAUUACCAAGACCGUUCUAAAUUGAGAGAUGAUGAGGGAUUGCUAUUGAUAAAUGAUUUUAAUGAAGAGUUUGAAGGAAGAUACACGUGUGUGGCAACAGCGGGUAAUUUGAUUACGAAACACUCCAUUCAACUUUUCAUGGAUGAAUGCUUUCCAGGGAUCAAAGGUCCAUCGGAUGCUGUUGACUACACCGGUAGAACUGUAACUCUGACAUGUUCGAUCGAAGAAGCAGGCGACAUUUGGUGGGAGAAGGACAACAUGAUAAUAGAUAAAGGACUAAAAUUUCAUAUGUGGCAGAAUAAAACUAUCCACCACCUUCGGAUUUAUAUAGUAGAAGAACAGGACGCGGGUGUAUACACUUGUGUUGCUAAUGAUAAAACGGGCUGUUCAACAAGACGCAGUGCAAAGCUUACAAUACAGAACUGGGGAAAGCACGAGACAUAUUGUGGAAAAUCGUACCCUGAUCAGAUAAAUGAAGAUAAGGCUUCACACUAUAUUUCUAUGGGUUCAGAUGUCAAGGCCAAUGAGAACCCUUGGCACGUCAGUUUAUACAGAAAGAAUGACCAACGUCCUUUUUGUGGUGGGUCACUUAUAUCCCAGCGAUUCGUAGUGACAGCAGCCCAUUGCAUAACCGAUCAGAAUCUUACGGAUGAAGUGUUCAAGGCAUCCGUUUGGAUUGAGUUCGCCAGCCAGAAUUGUACUCCAAGUGGACUUGGACGGGGUGUGAAAUCAAUCAUUCGUCACCCUCACUACAGCAAGAAAACUAAGUUUGACAGCGAUAUAAGCCUGCUUGAACUAAGUGACCCGGUAGAAUAUUCUCUGUACAUUCGUCCUAUAUGUUUACAAGAUUAUUCAAGCACAUCAAAAUUAAUGAUUGGUGCUAGUCGUUCGCACGGAAAGGCAGUUGGGUGUGGAGUAGUCAAUCAAGUUGGCUUGCAGCCAUGGAAACUCCAGGAAAUUAUGCUGCCCUACGUACACAGACAUGAAUGCAAUGAAGAUUUAAAGUCAACGAUCUACAAUUUUACAGAUAACAUGAUAUGUGCAGGCUAUAAGAAACGAUAUGGUGACGUUUGCCAUGGCGACAGUGGUGGCGGUUUCAUGUUGGAACUCCCACAAAAAUUUAUGUGGGUUUUGGCGGGUAUUGUCUCGUUUGGGUUCAAUUGUAACAGUCCUGAUCACUACACAUAUUUCACCAACGUAGGAAUGUUCUAUGACUGGAUUGAUAGCAUUGCCAAAUUUACAGAUGAAAAUGUCACACUCGACUUUCUUAUAAAUACGAGUAGAGAACGUGAUCCUGAGAGUGGUAUCAUGCGCGUUACCAACGGAAGUAAUUUAACAUCCGCGGCAACAAAGGCAUCAACGCAGUCAACCGUUGGUCAAGCUAAAGUUUCAGUAACCACGCCUACGGCUACACCAGUGUGCCGUCAGGAGCGUGUCCAGGGACCGUGUAAGGCUUCCCUGCCGAGGUAUUUCUACAACUACAACACUGGGUUCUGCGAGCAGUUUUCUUAUGGGGGUUGUCAAGGAAACGAUAACAAUUUCGGUUCACUGGAAACCUGCAUUCAAACAUGCAAUGCUAGGAGAGAAAAGGUUAUGCCCGAUGACUAAUGUGAGGACAAGACCAGUUUGGAGACUUGUCGUCUGAUUUUAUCAUUUCGUCUCUGCGGAUACACCUGGUACUCCAAAAUCUGAUGCAACAGCUGUCAAAGAUUCUUCAAUGGUGUAUAGAGACAACAUGUAUUCUUAUGAAACCAAAACCAAAUGAAAUAUUGUGUAUUCAUAAUUAUGUGAAGUUACAUUUUUUAACUUUUAUUACAUAACGUUUGAAUUUCUUAUAAAUGACAAUAUGAAAUCAGUUUGAGUGUGAUAUCUAUGGGUUGCAUCCAAGCAUGUCUUUCGGUUUGAAAUGAGAUGCAAGUUCGGAUGUUAGUACUAUGCACUAUCAGUUACUGAAAACUGGUUCUGCGUAAAAAAUGGGAACUUUGUGUUAAAUACUCGACCCAUGUGCUGAAAUGUAUGCUAAGUUUCAUACAUCAUGUAAUAACCUUUUAUUAAUUAUUGUAUUUAAAAACAAAAAAGAAACGCUUGUGAUGACCAUUUUUUAACAAGCCUGUUGCAGAAACUUUAUUAAGAAGGAUUAUUAUAUGUUUUGACAGAAUUGUUUGAUAAAGCUGAUGGUGUAAAUUGGAAGUAUUUUGCAUUGCACUGCUUUAUUAAAAGAUUCUUUUAUUCUUCAAGGUCAGUGUGUUUUUGUUAUAUCAAGCCACUGUUUGAACACUCCACACCUCAUUUUGAAAUUUUGCUGCGCUUGUUUUGUAUAAUACACAGUGUACGUCGGAAUCAAUAAUGAUUGUUCAUAUACAAUUUGACUAAAGCUUUCCUUUUAAAUAUUUAUUUUGGUAUAAACACUAUUGUUUUAUAUGUUAUCACUAUCUAUAUGUGGUAUUAAGAAAUGAUGUAUUUUUUAUAACACAGAAAUCAAGUUACAAGUUUACUUUGUGCGUAUGGUUGAUUGCUUAUUAUUAUUUAUGUCAGUCGGUCUAUUUAUUAAAUUAUUAACCCAUUUAUGCCUAGCGUCUAGAAAAAAGGCCUUGGCAAACAGCGUAGACCCAGAUGAGACUCUGCAUGAUGCGGCGUCUCAUCAGGGUCUGCGCUGUUUGCUUAAAGAGAUUUCUAUAAGAAAUGUUCUAAAUAUAGAAAUACAUAUACUAGACAUUCCUAAUUUUAGAAAUAAAUUGAUGCAAUUUAGAAGGAUGGGAGAGUCCACUAGGCAUAAAUGGGUUAAGAAUGUAAAACAUAUAUUGAAACAACAUUAUACAAUUUAGUAGUAUAUUCCAUUACUUAAGAAGACCACUGGCAUAGGGUAAAUCUUUAUUUUUUAUUGUAUUAAAGGUGUUUACUCAAAUCGCCUGGUGCUAAAAGGAGUAAUCUCCAAAUUUACUAAUAUUCUUCAAAGCAAUAAAACGUUUUUCUUAAUGUUUUGAUUACAUUGAUAAAACUAUAGGAUUUCCAAAAGAAUAAAAACCUUUGAUGUAAUAAUUAUGUUCAGCAUUUUGUGAAGAUUAUGUUUAUAAGACAAAAAAUUGUAAAACUUAAGUUAAUUGUCAAUGUGUUUUUAUGCCCCCGGAUCGAAUGAUCAGGGGUAUAUUGUUUUUGGCCUGUCAGUCUGUCUAUCCCAAAACUUUAACCUUGCUCAUAAAAUGAAAACUCUUGGAUCUUUGUUCUUUAAACUUUACAUGUGCAU